AUGUUCAGUUUUGGCUUGUGGAUGCAUCAGCUGGAUGCAUCAGUGGAUGCGAAUGAAUGUCUGGCGCGGACGAUUACUCAAAGAAGUCUUGGAAAAGAGUAUGUUCCUAGUCAUUUCCUUAUGGAAGAUCAUGAUUAUGCUCUGUUCAGUACUUUUGAAGAUGAUUUUGAGCCGAUACCAACAGAAAACCUGGAGAAAGAAGCUCUGCUAAGUACAAUGCUGAGGUUUUUUUUCAAAUCAUUCAAACAUCAAAGUAUGGAUUAUGCCGUGCCGCAAAUAAUGGAAGAUGAUAAGUUACGAAGCUUGGCUCUUUUAAGCAUUCGGUUUAGUUUUGCCGGUUGCAUGAUUUGGAUCACCAGGUUUUCGCUCAUCCAAAUAAUUCUGCAUCAGAUUCCUAACAUUUCCAGAGUGUCAAGUCAGGAGCGCCUCAUCACUUCAGAAGAAAUUCUCUUGUUCCUCUUGGAAGACGGUUUGGAACUCAACAGAGCUGAUCUGGAGGACAUUUUUUCCUGA
Gongylonema pulchrum is the source of this 513-nucleotide messenger RNA. The record is from the annotation of a GenBank genome assembly. NCBI's taxonomy places the organism in Eukaryota, Metazoa, Nematoda, Chromadorea, Rhabditida, Gongylonematidae.